Molecule: messenger RNA, 1299 nt
Organism: Adineta ricciae
Lineage: Eukaryota; Metazoa; Rotifera; Eurotatoria; Adinetida; Adinetidae
Source: the annotation of a GenBank genome assembly
AUGUUAUUCUUUUAUUUUUUAUGCUUUCUAACAUUGUCAUUCAUAUCAGGCCAAAGUGAAACUUGCACUAAAGACAAUUGUCUUUUACCCAGUUGUCAAUGUCCAACAAAUAAUGGUAAUCCAACAUCGUUCGAUCUCAUUGAUCUACCUCAGUUUGUUUUAUUAACUUUUGUCGGUAAUUUAAACACAAAUGUACUAGAUUCUAUUCGAUCAAUAUUUCAUUCAUUCCAUCGAAAUCCAAAUAAAUGUCCCAUUUCAACAACAUUUUUCAUUCAUGACGUUCAUACAGAAUAUUGUUUAGUUCAACGUCUUUUUGAUAAUCAUCAUGAAAUAGCGAUGACAGUAUCGAGCAACAAAUGUCCAUUAACUAAUUGUUAUCAAGAGAAUUCUUGGCGUAGAUGGACGAAUAAAGAUUGGCAACGCGAAAUAAAGGAACAACGCAUCAACAUCGUCGACAAAGGACAGAUUCAUUCAUCCCAUAUCAAAGGCUUUCGUGCACCACAUUUACAAAUUGAUGGACAUCAACAUUUCGAACUCUUAGAGAAAUAUCAUUUUCAUUAUGAUUCAUCGAUGUUGUUCAAAUCGAACAAUUUCAUGUGGCCAUUCACAAUGGAUUAUCCAUUUGAUCAUCAAGCAUGUAUUAACUGCUAUAAUUGGACAAAACCAUUCGAAGCACUUUGGCAAUUUCCACUACACGAAUGGACUUAUCCGAACUCAAAUAUCUCUUGUCGUACUCUAUCUGAUUCGUCAUGUCUGCCAGCGGAUCAAACGCCAACCACUGAUAUUUACUAUGAUUUUCUUAUGCAUAAUUUCCAACGUCAUUCGUCAUUAACUGUUGGCCGUCGAUCACCCUUCAUUAUUCAAUUGGAUCUUUCUUGGCUUGCUCAAAACAAAAAAGUUCGCCUGCAAGCUUUGCUUCGCUUUAUUCAACAUCUUUUAACUAGUCCAGACCAUCGAUAUGUUUAUUUUGUUUCAAUAGAAAAAGCUCUGGAGUGGUUUAAAUAUCCACGACCAUUGAACGAACUGAAAGAUUUUUGGGCAUUUACGUGUGGCGAUAAAACCUAUGAAUAUGACGCAGAUUGUUCCAAUAUUGACACCGAUUCUACCGAAGAAGAAAAAAACAACUUGAACGCUCAACAUCUCAAAUCGAACAAUAUAAGCAACAAAACUCACAGUGAAAAUGUCGAUCGCCAAGCUGAGAAAUUGUUUCGGAGUAAUAUCGCUCUUCAUGCUUUGUGGAUAUCGAUUGUAUUGAUCGUCAGCGUGGUUAUUUACGACAAAUAUUUUACUACCAAAUGA